GCGGGCGGCAGGGCAGUCAGUCAGAAGGUUGACCGCAGCACGGAGCGAGGUUCCCCGCGGUUCCGGACUGGAAGGCUGCAUCGUAUUUCGUUCUUAAGGGGAAGAGGCUAGCAUGCAGCCGUCACUGGAGUUUGGUCCAUGUGCCGAGAGGGACAUUUUGCACUUUACUUGUCCAUAACCUGAAGGACACAAGCCCUGACUAUUUACGCUCCAAGGUGUCUGAGACCCACGCCUGCGUUCUAAGCACCAUCUGUGACCCUCCGGGCAAUCCGCUCGGGGGCUUUCACCUGCUGUUUAUUUCUAACUUCCAGUGAUUUCAGGACCUGGAUAUUUUCAUGAAUGUCGCCAUUUUAAAUGUCACAAAAAGCCUCCUCUGCCUGUAUUAGGAGGGGGAGAUUCUGGAAUGUUCUGACUUCAACCAAGCCAAGCUCUCUGCUCCUGAAGCUAACCAGCCUCCUAACAACACUUUCCUCUUUUCCCUACAAAGCCCAGCCCGCAGCUGCGCGGUCCGCCCCGCAGGCCGGGCCUCCGGAGGGGCGGCCGGAGCGAGGCCGGCUCCCCGGCUGCAUGGACUCCGGCUCAGACGCGCGCUCCCUGCUGUGGCUGCUGCUGGUGGCCGCCGCCUGCGGCUGGAACUGCUGGCUGCUCCCCGCGCGCCUGGCCUUCCCGUGCCAGACCCCGGGCAGCGCGCGCUACUGGCUGGCGGCGGACGGCGUGUGUGACGUCAUCUACCUGUGUGACGCGCUGCUGGUGCAGCCCCGGCUGCCGGCCACCCGCGGAGGCGACGUCAUAAUGGAUCCCCAUGAGCUAGCGAGGCACUACAGGAGUUCUACAAAAUUUCAGCUGGAUGUUGCCGCAGUGAUGCCAUUGGAUGUGUUCUGCCUCUUCUUUGGCUUUAAUCCAAUAUUUAGAAUAAACAGGAUAUUGAAGUACAGGUCAUUCUUUGAAUUUAAUCAUCGCCUGGAAUCGAUCAUGGACAAAGCGUAUAUCUACAGGGUCGCUCGGACGGCGGGCUGCUUGCUGUUUGCUCUGCACGUGAAUGCCUGCAUCUACUACUGGGCUUCUGACCACCAAGGCAUCGGAACCACCAGAUGGGUGUACAAUGGUGAAGGAAACAUGUAUCUGAGAUGUUAUUACUGGGCAGUCCGAAGUUUGAUUACCAUUGGGGGUCUUCCAGAACCACAAACUUUAUUCGAAAUUGUGUUUCAGCUGCUGAACUUCUUCUUGGGAGUUUUCGUGUUCUCCAGCUUGAUUGGUCAGAUGCGUGACGUCAUCGGGGCCGCCACGGCCGCUCAGAACAACUUCCGGGCCAGCCUGGAUCGCACCGUCACCUACAUGAACUCCUACUCCAUUCCCAGGCCGGUGCAGGCCCGCGUCCGGGCCUGGUACGAGUACACGUGGGACGCUCAGAGGAUGCUGGAUGAGUCGGACCUGCUCGAGGCCCUGCCCGCCGCCAUGCAGUCAGCCCUCGCCGUGGACAUGAACUUCAGCAUUCUCAGCAACAUCGACCUGUUCAAGGGCUGUGACACACAGAUGCUCCAUGACCUGCUGCUCAGGUUGAGAUCCACCAUCUACUUACCUGGUGACUUUGUCUGCAGAAAGGGAGAGGUUGGCAAGGAAAUGUACAUCGUGAAGCAGGGACAGGUCCGGGUCCUCGGAGGCGCAGAUGCUGCUCAAGUUCUGGCCACUCUGAAAGCCGGGACCGUGUUCGGAGAGCUCAGCCUCCUGGCAGCUAUAGGAAGCCGCCGGACUGCCAGCGUGAUGGCCCAAGGCUUCGCCCACCUUCUCGCCCUGGACAGGAAGGCCCUCCGAGAAACCCUGGCGCAUUACCCGGAUUCGGAAAAGCUCCUCUUGGAGAAAGCCAGGGCGCUGCUCCGGGAGACGGCUCCAGCCUCAGCAGCGACCUCUCUGACGCAAGGACUUGCCUCCCUCUUCCCACCAAGACCAGACACCGAGUCUUGCGGACUCUACGUGGAGCAGCAGAGCUGGCCCCGCACGGCUGCUCAGACUGCAGAGAGCGAACCGCGCAGGAAAGCAGCGAGUCCUCGCGGGAGGAGAGGGCAGAGGAUGAGGGUGUGAAGAUGAGGAAGAGCUGCAGAGGGACCACCGGGCAGGUCUGGAUGCGAGCAGACACUGUCCCACAGAGGACAGGUUCCCAUCAGUCAGAAGGGCAGCGUCACCCAGCUGAGCUGCCAGCCUCUCCUGCACCAUCCCCGCGGCUCCGGCGAGGUGAAGAGGAGGUGCUGACCAUGGCAGUCGGGGAAAGGGCUCUGAAUGAGCGUCGGAGAACUUUAGAUGCACCCUCGCUGGUUCCCAAAGACACCGUCCCCAGGAUUGUGGCUUCCACUCUCGAGGGGGAAGACCUCGCCAGGCCCUGAGAAGCCACAGGCCAAUCAGAGCUUCAUUUCUCUAUUAUUUUUUAUUACUAUUAUUAUUAUUAAACUAGUGGCCCGGUGCACAAAAUUCGUACACAUUAAAAUGGAAUU
Messenger RNA from Eptesicus fuscus (big brown bat), 2486 nucleotides. RefSeq names its product cyclic nucleotide gated channel subunit beta 3 (gene CNGB3). NCBI's taxonomy places the organism in Eukaryota, Metazoa, Chordata, Mammalia, Chiroptera, Vespertilionidae. Gene Ontology annotation, biological process: monoatomic cation transmembrane transport. The transcript has 14 exons. Gene Ontology annotation, molecular function: cGMP binding; intracellularly cAMP-activated cation channel activity; intracellularly cGMP-activated cation channel activity. The coding region runs from base 355 to 2079 and encodes 574 amino acids. Gene Ontology annotation, cellular component: photoreceptor outer segment; intracellular cyclic nucleotide activated cation channel complex; plasma membrane. The record is from RefSeq and is a predicted model, not a curated record.